Messenger RNA from Ziziphus jujuba (common jujube), 1149 nucleotides. RefSeq names its product QWRF motif-containing protein 7. The record is from RefSeq and is a predicted model, not a curated record. The coding region runs from base 1 to 1149 and encodes 382 amino acids. Gene Ontology annotation, molecular function: microtubule binding. Gene Ontology annotation, biological process: centrosome cycle; spindle assembly. The transcript has 5 exons. Lineage: Eukaryota; Viridiplantae; Streptophyta; Magnoliopsida; Rosales; Rhamnaceae. Gene Ontology annotation, cellular component: centrosome; nuclear microtubule; cytoplasm.
AUGGAAAACUCAAAUGCACGCCGCCAACAAAUUACAUCUUGUACUAAAUCACAGCCACCACCACAAAGUUCUCCACGCCUUGUACGUAGCAGGAGCGGAACGAAUACAAUUUCAACAACCGCAUUGAACACCAGCCAAAGAUUCAACAACAACAACCGCUCCAAAUCCACCAAAAAAACAAGACCAAAUUACAAAGACGAGGAUAAUAAAGCAAAUAUCAAUCCUAAUCCUUUACAGUCCAUCAAUUCCAACUUUCAAAAGAAGCCGGCUCAAGAAAGUAGAGAAGGUUUUGCAAGGUUCUUGCACCGCGGCAUAGCUAGUAGCCCAACUCCACGCGGAGGUGUCGGUGCAACAAAGACAUCAUUACUGGCUGGGUCUCCAUCUGCUUGGGCAUUGUCUCCAGGACGGUCUUUGGCAUCUCCGGUGGCGGUGGAAUCACCGGGGGUGGGAAGAGUUAAGGUUAAAUCGAGUAGUGGUGGGGUUGGUGGGGUUUUGAAGUAUUUCAGGGCGCAGAAAAAAGUGUCACCUAUUCAAGAAGAGGAGUUUCACCGUUUCAGGGUUUUGCAUAAUAAGCUUUUGCAGUGGAGGUUUGCCAAUGCUAGAGCUGACGCCGCCAUGGAAGCUACAAAGAUUGUUGCUGAGGAAAAAUUGCUGUACGUGUGGCUUAGAAUAUUUAUACUGAGAAACUCAAUCACAGAGAAGAGAAUACAGAUGCAAAAGCUCAAGCAUGAGAUCAAGCUGUAUCAAAUUUUGAACCCACAAGUAUUUCUUCUCAAUCAAUGGGCAAAAAUGGAGAAAAGAAAUCAAGAAGCUGUGGGAAAGCUGGUGAAAAAAUUGUCCGGAAUUUCAAUCAAACUACCCUUAGUUCAUGGCGCUAAGGCAGAUGUGAUGUCCAUUUACGAAGCCAUGAGCAUGGCCAUGGAUGUGAUGGAGGGCAUUGAAUUAAUCAUUAGUAAAUUCCACUCACAGGUUGAAAAUACACUUUAUAUGAUUACAGAGCUUGUAAUUGCCAAAAAACAAGAGAAAGAUUUCGGGGAGGAGUUGAAGAAUACAGUAAUCUAUGUAGCUUCACUUUUGGCAAAUGAGACAAGUGUAAGAGCACAUUGUAUCCAAGCAGUUAUGGAUUCGAUGAGGAGCCAAAAUAACUGA